AUGAGCUAUGGAGGUGGGGAGAAUGGAAGAGACAGUGAACACCGCAUCACCACCACAAGGAGGAAAUCUGGAAAGGACGAAUUUGCCCGGUCAAUUGCAAGAAUUGCGGUAGCACAAGUAUGUGAGAGUGCUGGAUUUCAGAGUUUUCAGCAAUCAGCGUUCGAUAUUUUCUCUGACGUUGCUGUCAGAUACAUCCGCGAAAUUGGAAAAACUGCGAAUUAUUGUGCCAAUUUAGCUGGCAGGACUGAGUGUAAUUUGUUCGAUAUAAUUCAAGGGUUGGAAGAUUUGGGAUCAGUACAGGGUUUCUCUGGUGCUUCGGAGACUAAUUGUUGUCUUAAACACUCAGGCAUCCUUAAAGAGAUUGCUCAGUUUGUUGGUAAAGCUGAGGAAAUCCCAUUUGCAUAUUCAAUUCCCAGGUUCCCAGUUGCUAGAGAACAAAAAUCAAACUCGGGUUUUGAGCAAGUUGGAGAAAUGCCUCCAAGUGAUGACAUACCCGUAUGGUUGCCGGCAUUUCCUGAUCCCGAGACCUACACAGACUUGCCUUCGAGAAAUGAGAGAGAAGUGGAGACUCAGGCAGGUAAAGUUGAACAGGUUAGAGAGUUUAUAAAGAUGGAACGAUCGUUACUGAAUUUGCAGCAAAAGUCGGCUUAUAAUGGGUCUGAAGUACCAUUAGAAGUUGACCAAGGGGAUGCUGUGAAGGUGGGAAGAGCAGUAAAUUCUAAUCCAUUUCUUGCAGCCCCUUUGCAGCAUGGGGAGAAGGAAGUAUCUUCGGUUGUUUUACCCGCUAGAAUGUGGGAUGAAGCUGUGAUGCAAAAUCAUAAUUUUGGAGUGGCUGAAAAUUAUGCUUCUGUGAUGUUUGCCCCAGCUAUUAAAGCAGUCAAGAGGGGGUUAUGUGAUUCAGAAGACAGUGAGGAGAAGGCUCUUGUGGAUAGGAAACUCACUGUGCAAUUUAAGUUCGGGACAGGAAAGAAGUCAUCAAGUAGAGCAAUGAGCCUUCAUAAUGAGGGUGUUGAGAAACAUACUUCUUGGUUUGGGAAUGAUAAGGGGAAGGAUGACAAGAAAAGAAGGACCGAGCAAAUUCUGAAUCCAUCUAUGGAAAACCCUCAGGAACUGGCACAGUUGUAA
Ilex paraguariensis (yerba mate) is the source of this 1125-nucleotide messenger RNA. The record is from the annotation of a GenBank genome assembly. Lineage: Eukaryota; Viridiplantae; Streptophyta; Magnoliopsida; Aquifoliales; Aquifoliaceae.